This is a messenger RNA of Cercospora beticola, 1262 nucleotides long. NCBI's taxonomy places the organism in Eukaryota, Fungi, Ascomycota, Dothideomycetes, Mycosphaerellales, Mycosphaerellaceae. The record is from RefSeq and is a predicted model, not a curated record.
UCGCUCACGGUACGAACGGGUAAGAAGAAGACGUGGAAGUGCUGGAAGGAAAAGUUCACAAGACAUCUUUUUCCUGGAGUUGUUCAGCUGAGACUUCAUAUCACUUGGGUUCUUCAUUCUAUCGAUCAAGAUGCCGUUUCAGUACAAGAAAGUCCUCGUCUUGGGCGCCACUAGCGGGAUUGGAUGGGCGAUGGCGAAGAAGUUCCUCGACGAAGGCAGCUCAGUCAUUGCCGUUGGCAGACGUGCAGAGAAUUUGAAGAAGCUCGCAGAAGAGCAUGGGGCAGAAGGGCAGGUCGAUACUGCAGUCUUUGAUAUAACCGAUCUGAAAGGAAUCCCCGAAUUUGUGAACGACAUUGCAUCGAAGCAUCCGGAUCUGGACUGUGUCUUUCUGAACUCGGGAAUGCAACGACAUCUGGACUGGAAAGAUCCGGAGAGUGUCGACUUGGACGUCCUAGAGACGGAGUUCACGACCAAUUACCUUUCUUACAUGCAUUUGACCAAGGCUUUCCUGCCAGUCUUGCAGAAGAAGGCGCCUCAAGAGACUGCGCUGGUUUACAUCACGUCCGGCCUGGCCCUCGCGCCGAUUGUGUACUGUCCGAACUACUGCGCGUCGAAGGCAGCGCUCCAUCAUAUGGUCAUGAUGUUGAGGUUGCAAAUGAAAGAGAUCAACUCCAAUGUCAAGAUCAUCGAGGUGCUGCCUCCCGCAGUCCAGACCGAGCUACACGACGACAAGCAUCAGCCGGAGUUCCAGGGCAAGGGUCGCCAUAUCGGUAUGCCGCUCGCAGACUUUGUGGAGGAAGCAUACGCCGGCCUGGCUGCAGGAACGGAACAGAUUCCGGUGCAGAUGACGAAGAGGAAUUUCGACACCUGGGAGCAGGAACGCCAGAAAAAUGUAAGUUCAGUGAAACAUUUCUCUGUACCCUGCUGCCGGACAGUGGUCGCACGCGCUACAGUAGUCAGCGUCGAAUCCAAUGGCUCUCCAAGACUUCAACAGAACUUCUGUUCGUCCCCAGCUUCUGGGCAGCGGCCGCGUUAUUCCUUGUUGGCGUGAGACUACUGCUGACCGAGUCUUAGAUGAUGGCCAUGUACCAUCAAAUGAGGGAGCAGGCAGCAAAGUGAGGCCAACGCCCACCGCCUCCUACGCGCUGAGGAUUUGCCAUUUGAAUGGAGUAAAAGAAAGCGGGUGCUCGUUCCGACACCGUCAUCCCUUCCUGACAGAAAGAGACAGCCAUAUGCCGACGCGAGUACAUGGUACCGCAGUA